Messenger RNA from Camellia sinensis, 1448 nucleotides. NCBI's taxonomy places the organism in Eukaryota, Viridiplantae, Streptophyta, Magnoliopsida, Ericales, Theaceae. The record is from RefSeq and is a predicted model, not a curated record.
CCCGCCCCGUUCUCAUUCCUACUGAUAGCCCCCCUUAGGUCUAAGUGACCUAAUGAAAAACAAUUCUUGGACUAAAAGAAACCCUAUUAUGGAAAGGUUUCUUUCUUGUUUCUUAUUUCCUUUUUCUAAUUUUUUUUCCAUUCCUAAUCAAAAUAGGAAAUAAACACAUAAUACUAAACCAGCCUAGGCUAGGACUACCAUAUUUCAAGUCUCACCAGACUAUACUCUAUAUAUACGAUACUAGACAUCAUGCUUUGCCUUGGAUCAAAAUAGGGCCUCAAGUCAAAGCAUCGUCAGUGUGUGUAGUGGCCAUCCAAUCAGUCACGACAACAAGCAGCAGAGAGCCACAUCCGGAAGCUAAGGGGAGCUCAUUUGAGAAAUUUAAAUAAAUUGUAGUAUCGGUGCCUAGAUAGAUGCCAAUGGCAGUAACAAGAUCUCAUAUUUCACUUCCUCCACCUCCUCUAUCGUGUCCUUGGCUCGUCUUCAAUCAUGGAGAGCAUGGAAAGUACUCCACUCAAACCUUCUUUAACACAUCACAAGAUACCUACGUCAUGGGAACAAUACCAGAGUUGUGCGACAAAAUGAUUGUUACAUGUUCUCACGGAUGGCUAGUAUUGCUUGAUCUUGAAUCCGAUGAUUGUUUCUUGUUGAAUCCAGUUUCGAUGAAGAAGAUUAUGCUUCCACCAUUACAAUACUUUCCGUUCUUCUGUUGCAUUCUAUCAUCACCCCCAACCGAUCCCAACUGUGCACUCAUUUUUGUCUGUCGACAAAAACCAAGUGCCAUGUUUUGUCACCUGGGCGAUGGUGAAUGGACCAAACAACAUUUAAGAUCUGCUGAAUAUUUCAGAUCUGCUACCGUAUGUGGGGGAAAGAUUUAUGGCAUUACUUUAGAUGGAACUCUGCUUACGGUAGAUGAUGUUGGCUCUAAUCUGGUUGUGACAGAAUUGGGGUCAGAGAAGGCACCAAAUCCAUCAAUUCCAGAGACAUCAAAGUUGGAUGAGAAUUUAGUUGAUUCGUGUGGAGAGUUGUUUAUUGUAGUCAAGUCUUACCUAGGGAUGACUAUGAAGAUAAGGGAUAUAGAAGUUUACAAAAUGGAUUUUUCAAGAUUGUUAUGGACAAAGGUGGACAGCUUAGGAGAUCGAACAUUCUUUCUCUGUAUUGGCAAUAGUUUCUCUUGUUCUGCAGCCGAAUCAGGGAUCAAACACAACUCUAUCUACUAUCUGGAGGGAAACGACCGGGACCUAUUUGUAUUUGAUCUUGAAAAUUAUAGCAUCUCAUUCUCUACGCCUUGCCCACUUCAAAGUAAUUGGCUGCAACCUAAAUGGAUUAUGCCUAUUUUAUAAGCCUAGCAACAGAUAAUUUUGUUUAUAUAUGUAUUUUUCUUCUUUUACAUCAUACUGUACUUUGUUCUAUCAAUUAUCAUACUUUCUCAUUUCAUGUUUGCUGCU